Molecule: messenger RNA, 9346 nt
Organism: Choloepus didactylus (southern two-toed sloth)
Lineage: Eukaryota; Metazoa; Chordata; Mammalia; Pilosa; Megalonychidae
Gene: NEBL
Product: nebulette
Exons: 29
Coding region: 1802-4381 (859 amino acids)
Biological process (GO): cardiac muscle thin filament assembly
Cellular component (GO): focal adhesion; Z disc
Molecular function (GO): actin filament binding
Source: RefSeq, a predicted model, not a curated record
AGCUGUGAUAGAGUAUCUGGUGACCCCAUUUUGAAUGGUUCUAGCUUGUGAAGUUUUCCAAAAUAGGACUUUUGUAAUUAAAUUUUAGAAACCUGAUAGUUACUUAUUUGCAGUGGACGAGCAUACAAAAUACGCAUAUAAGUUUAUGUAUCAUCAUAAAUUUUAUAUUUGCUAAUUGGGUGUAUGUAAGAUUUCAACACUUUAAACUAGAUAUUUCCUUAAAUGGGGUAUGACAUCUACUUUUUGAGAUAAAUGUUUCUAUGUGUAGUUGUGUUGGAGAUGAAAGCUUCAGUCUUCUCAGUGAUACAUUUUUUUAUUGAAAAAGAAAAUCAAGAGGCAGAAGUUCAGAACACGUUAGGGAUUGAACAUUGUUAAUUCUGUACUUAUUAAAGAUAGAUAAAUUGCUUUUCUUAAUUUAUAUUCCACGCUUGUAAUUAUGUUUCUUUCAAAGGAUUAUAUAUCAAAAUGUAUUUUUUUCCUAGAAAAAAAGUGCUUCAGGGUUAGAUAUCCAAGAGGAAAAUCUGAAUUAAACAGAAUAAUUAAAUCUGAAUUAAGCUAUGUAUGUGAUACAAAAACAUGAAAAACAUGAAAAAUCAUACCAUUUUUUCAUGAGAAGUGUGUUUCGUGUCAUGUGUACAGUCAUUGAAAUUUGUAUAUCUAGAUGAUAUAAGUGAUAAUAGCUUUAAUUUCCAAGAAACAUGUAAUUAGCAGAUGGUUUUAAACUCACUGAUAUUUGGUUAUCAUCCUGCUAUAUAUAAAAUGACAGUUUGCAGAUAGACUCAUGUUAUAUCAUUUGAGAAAAAAACUGAUUUGCCCAAAGUUCAAAAACAGAAUUAUUUGACAUUUUAAGAUUUUAUUUGGGAAGUGGGUGGAGGCAGAGUAAACCAUGUGCUUUGCCACAUGUCCUAAGGUUUCCCCAGGUAUACUCUUUAAAUGAACAAUUUACAUUAGUAAGGACUUUUUCCUUUGAAGAGAAAGGGUUGAAUUUUGAGAGUUUAUGACUUUCACCCCUUAGUCUUUAUAUCCAGCAGCUCACCAAUCAUGAAUACUGAAGAUCUCUCUUUUUCUUCUCUCUAUUCUUUCCUUAAAUCAAAAACUUAUUUUUGCUUUUAAGAAUGACAUGCAAUUAAGAGGUUAUAUUCAGUCUCAUUUCUUUCUUUGAAUUAUCUUUGGAGAACUUUUUUUUUUUUUCAAAAACAAACACAAAAUUACAUCAUAAAUCUUCAACUAUCACAGAAAUUUAUUUUAAAAAAAAAGAACCAAACAUUUCUACUAAAGAAAUCCACAUGCCAGUGAGAAGAAGGAUUACAGUCAAUUCAAAGCAGGAACGUUCAUUUCAUUCAAUGCCAGAUGUCAUUUGCAGAUCCAUUCUUAAUUACGCAAAAAAAACCCCUAUAACACAGGAGAAGGAUAAAUACCACAUGAAAUGGAAAGAAAAAAAAUACAACAGAUGACAAAACCACGUCUUUUACAGAUGGAAUGAAAUCGUGGAGAGUCCGUAAGAACUUGUUACAUGACGGGAAAUCCGGAAAGAACCGUGGGUGAGCCAGAUGAAGAAUCUGUGAUGCAAUCAGAUGAGCCAGAAUCAAGAAGAGUGUCAUGAAAAAACCACUAGCCGUUCCAGAACACACCAUCUUGUCAGCAUAGAGAGAAUGUUAAAAAAAUCUAAGGAUUCCACGUCUGGGAAAUGUGGAGUUAAGCAAAUGCACAUGGGUUCCUUGGGCUCGAGUCUUCUCAGAGCUUCUACUGUGGCGUGGAUCUCUAAGUGGCCCAGGUAUUCUUGAAGCCUGUGAUUGAAGACAUGCGCAUGGAAUUGGCCAGAAAAUGCACCAGACUGAUUAGCGAUAUCCAUUAUAAAGAAGAGUAUAAAAAGUCUAAAGACAAGUGUACCUUUAUAACAGACACUCCUAUGCUAACCCACGUGAAAAACAUCGGUGCUUUUAUUUCCGAGGCGAAAUACAAAGGCACCAUGAAGAGAGACCUUUCCAACUCACUGUAUAAGCGGAUGCCAGCGACGAUCGACAGCGUCUUCGCCAGAGAAGUCACACAGCUUCAGAGUGAGGUUGCCUACAAGCAGAAACACGGAGCCGCCAGAGGCCUCUCGGAUUAUGCCCACAUGAGGGAGCCGCCCGAGGUCAGGCACGCCCUGGACGUCAGCAAGCACCAGAGUGACGUUUCUUACAGGAAAGGCACGUGGGGCACCCACACUUACAGCGCGGAGCUCGGCAGACCCGACAUCAGGAAGGCCACCCAGGUCUCCAAGGCCAUCAGCAAUGCUGAAUAUAAGAAAGGACAAGGAGAAAUGAAUAAAGAACCCACUGUGAUUGGACGACCAGAUUUUGAGCAUGCUGUGGAAGCUUCUAGACUUUCCAGUCAAAUUAAAUACAAAGAAAAAUUUGAUAAUGAAAUGAAGGACAAGAAACAUCAUUACAAUCCCCUUGAGAGUGCUUCUUUUCGGCAAAGUCAGUUCGCCACCACACUAGCGAGUGAUGUGAAGUACAAGAAAGACAUUGAAAACACGCAUGAUCCGGUUUCAGGCCUCCCGAAUCUGUUGUUUUUAGACCAUGCUUUGAAAACCAGCAGGAUGCUGAGCGGCCGAGAAUAUAAAAAGGUUUUCGAGGAAAACAAAGGAACGUAUCAUUUUGACAUGGACGCUACAGAACACGUGCACCAUAAAGGCAACGCUGCGCUCCUGAGCCAGGUUAAAUACAAAGAAGAAUAUGAGAAAAAUAAGGGAAAGUUGAUGCUUGAAUUUGUUGAGACACCAUCAUAUCAAGCUUCCAAGGAGGCCCAAAAGAUGCAGAGUGAGAAAAUUUACAGAGAGGAUUUCGAGAAGGAGCUUAAAGGAAGGCCAUCACUGGAUUUAGACAAGACUCCAGAAUUUUUGCACGUGAAGUAUAUCACCAACCUUCUGAAAGAGAAGGAAUAUAAAAAAGAUUUGGAAAAUGAGAUAAAAGGGAAAGGAAUGGAACUAAAUUCUGAAGUUCUUGAUAUUCAAAGAGCGAAACGAGCAUCUGAAAUGGCUAGUGAGAAGGAUUAUAAGAGAGAUCUGGAGACUGAAAUUAGGGGGAAAGGAAUGCUGGUGGCUGUGGACACUCCUGAUAUCCAGAGAGCUAAGAAAGCUUCUGAAAUGGCCAGCCAGAAAGAAUAUAAGAAAGACUUAGAAAACGAAAUCAAAGGGAAAGGAAUGCAAGUGGGCAUGGAUGUUCCUGAAAUGCUUCGAGCCAAGAGAGCUUCUGAAAUCUCUAGCCAGAAAAAAUAUAAGGAUGAAGCAGAGAAGAUGCUUUCCAACUAUUCCACUGUGGCUGAUACUCCUGAAAUUCAGAGAAUUAAGGCAACUCAGCAAAACAUUAGCACAGUGUUUUAUAAGAAAGAACUGGGAGCUGGCACCGCAGUAAAAGACACUCUAGAGAUCGAACGGGUGAAGAGAAAUCAGCAGAAUAUCAGUUCAGUGAAAUACAAAGACGAAAUGAAACAGGCAACAGCCAUUUCGGAUCCUCCAGAGCUAAAGAGAGUGAAGGAAAACCAGAAGGCUGUCAGCAAUCUGCAGUACAAGGAGCCACGCAGCACGGCGACGCCAGUCAGCUCGACACCCGAGAUGGAGACAGCCAGGAGGAGCCAGCUGCAGCUGAGCGCGGUCAGAUACAAAGGCAAGAUGACUCCGGCCACCGUGAUCUGUGACCCGCCGGAGCUCAGGAGAGUGCGGGAGAACCAGCGGCACCUCAGCGAUGUUUAUUAUAAAAGUCAGCUGGGCAGAGCUACUGCUUUAAGUGUAACUCCUGAAAUGGAAAGAGUAAAGAAGAAUCAAGAAAAUAUCAGCUCGGUGAAAUACACCCAGGACCAUCAGCGGAUGAAGGGUAGAGCGAGCCUGAUGGUGGACACUCCUGGCCUGCGGUGUGCCAAGGAGGCGCAGAACCAUGUUUCCAUGGUGAAAUAUCACGAAGAUUUUGAAAAGACCAAGGGAAGGGGCUUCACGCCCAUGAUGGAGGACCCCAUGGCCGAGCGCAUGAGGAGGGACACCCAGGCCCUUGGCGACGCCCACAGAGGUGUGCACCCCCACAUCGUGGAGAUGGACCGGAGACCUGGCAUCGUCGUGGCCCCUGUCCUCCCGGGAGCCUACCAGCAGAGCCACUCCCCAGGCUACGGGUACAUGCACCCCGCCAGCAUGGUGUCCAUGAGGCCGAUGCAGCACUCACCAAAUCUACGGACGUACCGAGCCAUGUACGACUACAGCGCCCAGGACGAAGACGAGGUCUCCUUCCGGGAUGGCGACUACAUCGUCAAUGUGCAGCCCAUCGACGACGGCUGGAUGUACGGCACGGUGCAGAGGACGGGCAAGUCCGGCAUGCUCCCGGCCAACUACAUCGAGUCCGUGAACUAGCCCCGUCGGCGCCACCCUGCACGCUCCGAGCCCAGUGUUUUUAAGGAUGGAGGGUGCUUUGGGGCGGUUCGGUAGUUGAUCGUGGCUAUCUCUGCUUGCUUUGCGAUUAGAUGGGAGGAGGGGUGGCAUUUCCAGUGAUUGGCGGCAUUUCCAGUGAUUCCCAUAAACAGAAGAGCUACACCGGGCGCUGCUGGCCGAGCUAACGUUCCCUCCGGCUGCUCAGCCCUUCUGGGAGGUGUGUUUUUGUAAACUUUAAUAGAGAUGCUGAUGGUCCCUUAAAGUAAAUGAAACUUCUUAGCUGUCACUUUUGGAAUCACUGGAACCCAAUGCCUUUAAUUCAGUAACGCAGCCAAUAAUCUUAUAAUGGUGUUGCUUUGGAGGCACCGGGCAAUUUCCAGUUCAAGGGAAAAUUGCCAGGGAGUAACAAACACAAGCAGUAGCAGAGUGAAGGUCUGGUGAAUUUGACGUUUUUGACUGGUGGCCUUAGGGACCGAGAAACCUCUAUUCAACAAAGAAACGUCCUAGUUCUCCAGGCUCACUUGGGUCAAGUUCUCUCUUAUUUGUACCAGGCAAAUCCUACUCUCCCUUCACAUGCUGUGAACCCCAGGCUCUCCUUGGUUCCACAGACGGUCAGGACCAAAUGACUUCACAGCCACUCUGCAAAGGGCACACGUUAACAUCAUGUCUUUAUUUCCCGGGAAGCUUUACCCUGUUGCAUGUCAUGUGGGGUCCACCUUCUGUGACAUAACUAGCUGCACAGCCCAUUCCUGCUGGUAAAGCAAAACGUGUAGCCGAUAUCUAAAACCCUUCCCUCUAGUUGGCUGCUCAUCAGAAAAAAACUAUUUCGAAAAGUUGCUCCUGCUGCAUCAUACUCUAGUUUUGAAGGAGUUACACCUUAGGAUAUAGAUAUUUAUCAUGUCAGUGAUUUAGGUAUUUAUCAAGCAGCUUUCAUUAAAUUAAUUCCACUGUUGCUUUAAAAGUAAAGAAAACUUAGCAGGAGCCAGUGGAAAAAAAUGGAAUAGGACGUAUGCUGGAAAAGAACAGCAAACAAAAAGUUACAAACUCCACACAGAGAAAAGUGACCCGGUUUCUGAUUUGGGGAAAUAGCCUGCAGAUUUUUGGAGUGGAAAUCCAGCCAGUGAAAUCGGUUAAUCAAAAGAGUUCCUUUCCACACUCUGGGUUUUAUUUUCUAAAUCAAAUUCAGGGAGUGGGGCUGGAGCUUCAUUGGAGAUCUCCAGUGCAGGCCCAGGAGGUGGCUCACGAGGAAGGAAACUGUUGUCAAGUUGAUUUUCAGACAAGUGACCUUGCAGGACCCCGCGGACCCUCGGCUGUGAGCACAGCCCCCGUGGGCAAGGCUGGCGGGCACUGGCAGCCGCGGGCCCCUCGGCGUUUUUCUGAUCGUGCAGUUUCCUGCAGGGUCCGACUCUAGUUGUGAUGCCGCUGGAAAAGGAUGGUUACAAAGCUGUAGGAAGAUGCCUGGGUCCUGGGGAUGCUGCGUUACGUGAGACACUCAAGGAACCAUAAAGAACACUGUAUAAAUUAUCUCUCAUUGAAAUGUUUAUUAGGCCAAAAGGCAAAAGUUUAUUGAUUUAGAGACACCUUUGAGGAGUUACCUUAUACUUUUGAAAAACUGUAGAUUCAUUUUAUUAGCCUAAAAGAGCAAAUAAGCUUUAUUACAUUCAUGCUGUAUCUGACACUGGCAUACAAAUCAAAGGGAGAAUGAUUCACUCAAAUAAAUAGGGAUUUUUUUUGAGGGGGUUUUACAGGUUACCAAAUGACCAGCUUGACUGAUGUUUUAACACUGAAAUCACCAGUCACAAGUAAAUGAUCAAACCCCCUAUCUGUUUUGAUGUCUUGUACACAAAUCUUUAAAGACAACCUGAGCUUGCAAUAUCCUUGGAAAACCUGUGCAUUAAAUCUGUGCACUGAAACUGAGGACCAUAAGCUUGUUCAAUUUUUAUUAUAUCGUUAAGCAAAUAUUUACAUUUCACCCAGACAGAUCAUUUUGUUCUUGUUGUUAUAAAGAAGAGUAGUUGAUUAAAUUUUCAGACAAAACAUAAGCCAGGAACAAUUUUUGAUAAAUAGCACAUUUAUAGGAAGCUCAGAGGAAAUGUACUUAAAAUGAUGAUUAUAAUCAGGAAAAUGGCCCUGAAGUAGCAGUGUGAUGUUUCAUAUUUUUUUUUCUCAUCCUCUGAUUUCAAAAUCAGAUUCAUUGAAUGUAAAAAUAAAUACGUAUUUGGGGAAUAAUUCUCUUAAUAUUUUGAGCUUCACAUAAUAUAUGCACAGCAGGAUGUCUCUGUUGCCAGCCUCUAGGAAUUAAGAUCUGAUCAGAAUUUGACUAGAGGGCUGAGUCCGGGAGGCUGCCACAUGCUGUAGCGGUUAUAAUUCAACUGAGUGUCAACUUUGUUACUAAAAUUUAAGCAUCACAGCAGAAAUAUUGGAGAUAUACAUGUAAAAUACCAGAGUGCUAUUUUUAUAGCAUCUCGUUUAAAAAUGACAGUCUGAAACACCCUUUCCACUUUCCACAUGCCGCUUCUGCAUACAAAAUACCGAUGGCUAAAGAAGAGCUUAGAAACAAGUCUUUAAAAAGGUCAGGUAAAGACGGAGACACAAGGGCCCAUGACAGAGCCUGCACCUGCUUUCCCACAUCACGUGUGCUCUCGAGCCCAGUAAAGCACAAGGAGCAGUUUGAUGCACUUUUAGGAGGCGGCAAAAACAAAACGGCGUGUAAAUCAUCUUUCUUGAGAAAAGUAUAGUGAUAGAAUAUUGCUUGUGCUGUAAGUUUUUAUAGAAGUUUUUACUGAUUCUCAUUCUCUAGGAAAGCCUUUUAUUUCUAACCUGUGGCAAAAUGAGUUUGUCCUGCCUUCUUGGUCUUGUUUACAUAGAGCAGUGCAGCCCAGUUUGAAAUCUGUUUUCAGAGCUCGCCGGAGACCCUGCACCCUUGGUGGCCUCCCAGGCUUUGACAGACCGUGCAGAAAUCUGCAAGCACAAUUUCCGCAAGCGUGAAUAUGGGUGAGACCAGCCCAGCCCCUCUCUUGCCACUAGUUGCACUGAAAUGCCUGCUAGAACACGAUAACGAUGCCGUUUUGCCAGUUUUUCUGGUCUUUCUGCCCUUGUUCUCUCCCCCGUGAGCUUUAUGACAUUCUGGGGUUUGGGAAGAAGAAUUUUCUAAAAGCUGGUAGAAAUCCAAGGCCACACCUUGUUUUCAGGCUCAUCCAUCUCCAGUGGAAUAUUUUUAAUGAAAAGAUGAAAGAAAAUGUGUGUGAUUCUUUAAUAACACACCCCUCUAUAAAGUAGAUAUAAUUUAUACCAAAAUUGUAAUACAGAUGUACAAAAAAUAGGUGCCUUUUUGAUUACCCUUGUAUAUCCAUUAUGGCCUUGGAACGAAAACCAAGCAAGCGAGCUUCUGCCUAGUGUAUAGUGAUAUUUUAUUAUACAUAAUUAGUAUUUUUGUGGUAGGGAAGUGGGAUGCUCCUGACUUAGUAAAGGUGGCAGCUGAUUAUAUUUUACCUCUAAAGGUUUAGAACGUUAGAAAAAGCUGACUUUUUCCAUCUAUUUCUGAAAGUCUCUUUGUGGAUUUAUAUAGAGUUGAGAUAUAGACACAUUAACUUUAGGUUUGGGAUUUAAAACACCUAUUGUUAGAUAGAUAGAAAAAUUGUUAUGAGGCUGAAUUUGCUACACAAGAUGAAAUUUACUUCAUAAGCUCAUCGCACCUUAGCUAUUUGCUUCUGACAAUCUGAAAGUGGCUGGAUUGUGGUUCUUUUGGGUAAUGUGACACGAAGGUGAGAGAACUUUAGUUAAGUAAGAAGCCGUGUGAACCAAGUUGAGGAUGCUAAAAGGACCGUCUCCUUUGGAAGGGUUCCAUGCUCUGUAGGAGCCCCUCCAGGCAGCUCCGUCAACUGUCGGUGGUUGAGGAUGUGAGGCCUUUGUAUGAGGCUUCUAGCCACUGCAGGAUGCUUGGACCCCAAAACCCUAAGCCUGGAAGAUCUCCAGGGCAAGUUUCCUCCCCAGCUGUCUACACUACUUCAGUAUGUUUGUUGGGAUUCCAUAGGCUUUUUGUGCGUGAUGUAUGGUCUCUGGUUUGCAUCGUGUAUACUUCCUUGUAACCCAGUUGCUGUCAAGAACAAUUUACCCACUUGGUGUCCAUACAACAAAUGGCUGAGUGUUUAGAAACGAGUGUGUUACUGGGCCGAUCUGGAGCUGUUGGUCUUUGACCUGUGAUAAAAAUGCAAAAUUAUAUCAUUGUGCAGUUUGGCUUCUAUUUUCUUCAAAAUUGGUAGAAUCACGGUUUAUGGUUAUUUUGCAAACUUACGAACUUCAAGAGCAUACAGUUUUGAAGGAAACAAUGUUCGUUUCAUACGAAGGGGCUCACAGAAUGAUACUAUGUUACCGGCAUAAUUUGGCUUUUGUUAUGCAAAUUAAAUUGUUAACACCAGCUAUUAAAAUAUAUUUUAGUAGAAAUGCUUUAAUUCAUGUCUUUUCCUCUACACUGUGAAUCUCUGAGCCUUGGUGGACUGGAGUGACCUCGUGCUGCCCAAAGGACUAACCUAUGCAAACUAGCUCACGUUCCCAGUGGCCAUUGCGGUGGACGUGGCCAGGCGGGUGUCCCCGGCCCCGCAACAUUGGCAUCGGAACCCCAUGCAGAGCCCGGUGCCCUGGCUGUGGAGCACUGUCCCUCGCUGACCCUUCAAGGCUGCCAGCACCAGUGGCACGAGCACGUUUAAAAGCCAGUCGCUGGUUUGUCUCUUAAAACCACGUGAACAAUGUCAAAGGAAGAUGGCAGGUGGGUGUCAGCCACGGCUCCAACGUGUCCUGGCAGCUGGGGUGGGGGCACGUCCUCAGAGGCACCCCCUGCAGGUGAUACUGUUCUCUGUCUUCUUUCUGUAUUUGUAAAACAUGGCGAACGCAUCCAUUUCCUAUCUCUCUACAUUUGGUUUGCUUAAAUAAAUGCAGGAUGUAACAAAA